Molecule: messenger RNA, 1050 nt
Organism: Geodia barretti
Lineage: Eukaryota; Metazoa; Porifera; Demospongiae; Tetractinellida; Geodiidae
Source: the annotation of a GenBank genome assembly
GAGGGGUUCCACUCACUGUAUGGCCUCACUCACACGCUCACUACUUCACAUGUAUACACAAUCUUACUGUGAGCCUCAGGAAACUUAUUGUGGACAACUUCAUCCCUCCGGAGGUGGUUGAACAGGUCAAAGGUCGAGCCUCUUUGGACGAGACUCACAGAUGAGUGGAGUCUGCGUGCAUCAGACAUUAGGUCAGGUACUCGUGUCCCCAGACCAGUCUCACGAGCUGGGAGUCUGAGACCCACGUCAGGCUGUGCCAGGAUGGUAGCUGCUUCUGGGAACCCAAGAUACCUGGCUGAAAACAUAUUGCGUGUGGAGUUGGACAUGCCCAACAGGACCACCAGAGACUACGAGUGUCCAUCUGUUGCCCCAAGUCUCAGAGCCGCCCUCAGUCGUGCCAUGGCAGAGGAGGAGGGAAUGACAGUCGAUGCUGGGUCCUUCACUCUCUCUCAGAAGCCGCGUCUCCCACGAACAAAGACAAGGUUACGUCAGAGCUCAGAGCCCGCUGCCACACCCACUACCCACUUCCCCACUCGCAGAGGACUAGUUACUCCAUCUGUCUGACUCUCUCACAUUCUCUAUCAUCACCUAACAUCCCAUAAUCAGAGAUUUAAAAAAGUUGCAUGUUCAGCCUAUCACGAGGGUACUGCAGGCACAAUGUUUAUUAAGCAAAUAUAUUUGCACGCUCAUCAACUGUUCUAUUAAAAAUUCAUAAAAAUAAUGAUGAGUGGAUGUUAACAACACAGCAAUCUAUUGGAAGUCCAUGAACUGAAGGUUGGUCCUAAUUAGUAUCUUGCGAGGCAGAGGGUGAGGGGCAGGAGAUAGGACUGUGAGUGUCUUAGCCUCCAUAUCCACAUCAGUGCUGCAGAGGGAAUCCGGCGGAGGGGGUAGAGGCCACAUCUUCCUCAGUGGAGUUGGCCAUACUGAGACUGACUAUUGUGUGACUCAACUGUUUGGCUGGAGACAGAGGGAGUGAGGGAGGAACAGGGAGGGAUCCUAGCUAGAGUUGCUCACUGGGCUCCUCGUGGACCAGGAGGACACUGCCGUCCA